AGAGCCGGCUAUGGCCGCUUCUCCCCUACACGAGCCCCUUCCUUUUGCUCUUUCCCUUGUUCCGUGGUUCGGUUAAUGCUGCUGCUGGCAUUUUGCACCCGCAUGGUGGAGAUGCCGAUUGUGACAUUGGUUGCCUUGCUGCGUUUGGCGGAGCUGAGUUCUGUAGGUUGUGCGUUAGAUUUUUGGCGCUUGGGAUAGGGUUUGGACGCACCAUUUUGUCACCCGUUUGUUGCCACUUGAGGAUCCUUUCGUUUCAACUGUUUGACGGUGCGGAAGACGGUUUCGAGUGUACAGGGAGCCGGUCGGGAGCGGGUUGUUGCGGCUGUUGGAGCUUGAUCCUGGGAUGUGAACGAGUUUAAACAGGAGUUUGUUCGGGGACCGUAGGGCGGGAGCCUUCCUCGUCGCAGCCAGGGGCUGUGAAGUGUGAUUUAGGAGUCCGGAGAGGGGAGUGCGCCGAAGGUUACAGGGACCGUUCGUUGAGCUAGUUAGAUUUGCUGAUGGAUAGUAGCAGUUGGUAGGACGGGAUGGAUCCGAAGUAGUAGGGAAAGGAUCGAGGUGGAUUGGUGGUGGGAUGUCUGGCUUCGUUAUUGUUCGCGUGCUAGUAGGGGACUGAUGGUGUAGGUAGAUUGGAUCGAUUAGAGACGAGUGAGAUCAACCGGACUCAAUUCGGAUUGUGGCUUGCACUUGUGUGCGGACAUUAAGCCCUAAGUUAGAAUUCGGGAAUGGUUAGUGGUUCAUAUUCGAGGUUGGCUGGGAGUUCGUUUGGUUUAGCAGUUUUGCUAGGUUCGGAGGAAAAGGCGGGAGGAUUUAUUUAGCGCAUUAUACUCAGUCCACAUCUGUGUAUGUGUUUCAGGGUGCCAGAGCUGUUGCAGGGAGUCGCGAAUUAUAGUGUAAUCGGCCGGAAGUAGAAUUUGUGCAUACUUGGAUAAUCUUCAAUAUGUUACGGGAAGGUCCGAUUAAAGUUAAGGAUGGCUGGGGCUCGUAAUUCUGAUUUGGAAAGUUGCUGUGACUGGAUUUCUGCAUCAGGUCGCCCACCAAAGCAGAGCUUUUUCCGCAUGCGAUCAUGAGAGUUGGCCAUAAUCUCUCGAGAUUCGUGUGAUGCGGACUAAUGUCUCACAACAUUGAGGUUCCUAAUAUUAGGAACAGGAUUAGCAGCCAACUCAAAUGGACUGAGUAAGAGUCGCUCAGUUCCAAAGAAAUUGUUUGCAGGUUUAGACGCUUUGGUGCUAACAUAUAACUGUUUUUCCUUGAUCUAACCAACUAGUUCGCUGAUCCCGACAUUCUGAACGGUGGCUCAGUCCGCCUUAGUAACUGGGAAAGUAGGAACAGUGUUGGCGAAUUACAAAUCUUCAACAUUUUUGGAAUAUUCCGUUGUGAUCAGAAUGGCUCCGUCUAACAUGAAGAUCGAAAUACCAGAAUCACCAAUUCGGGAGGGUGACACUCCUUCAAGCACGGAGUCAGAGACGGAGUCCGGAGUUGUUCCGAAAAGCACUUCGACUGUGACUCGAAAAUCAGCUGGGACACCAUCUAGUAGCGUCCAUGAACUUCUGGAGUGUCCCGUGUGCACCAACUCUAUGUACCCACCCAUUCAUCAGUGCCCAAACGGACACACAUUGUGUUCCAACUGCAAGCAAAGGGUGCACAAUCGCUGCCCAACCUGCAGAUAUGAGCUUGGGAAUAUCCGAUGCCUGGCCCUUGAAAAGGUGGCCGAGUCUCUAGAGUUGCCGUGUAGGUACCAAAGUCUGGGGUGUCCAGAUAUAUUUCCUUAUUACAGUAAACUUAAGCACGAGGCCCAGUGUACCUAUCGGCCGUACAAUUGUCCAUAUGCAGGUUCAGAGUGCUCGGUAACUGGUGACAUCCCAUGGCUUGUGGCUCAUCUGAGAGAUGAACACAAAGUUGAUAUGCACAAUGGAUGCACUUUCAAUCAUCGCUAUGUGAAGUCUAACCCACAAGAGGUCGAGAACGCAACCUGGAUGCUAACGGUAUUCAAUUGCUUUGGUCAGCAUUUUUGUCUUCAUUUUGAGGCCUUUCAGCUUGGAAUGGCCCCUGUCUACAUGGCUUUUUUGCGUUUUAUGGGGGAUGAUAAUGAGGCAAAAAAUUUCAGCUACAGUUUGGAGGUCGGAGCAAACGGACGAAAGUUGAUAUGGCAAGGAGUACCACGUAGUAUUCGUGACAGUCAUCGCAAAGUGCGGGAUAGUCAUGACGGUCUCAUCAUCCAAAGGAAUAUGGCACUUUUUUUCUCAGGUGGUGAUCGAAAGGAACUCAAACUUAGGGUGACGGGACGUAUCUGGAAAGAACAGUAGGUUCCUUCUGUCCUACAUGGAUGGGGCAUUUUCUGAUGCUGCUGCAUUCUGUUUCAGCUCAACGCCAUUGCAGGGUUGCAGAAGCACAAAUCUUGGGCAAGCGGUAUGUUUUCUAGAUUCUUUCGCUUGCCGUGGGAGUUCAGAACUCGCCCCAUCCCUUGAUUUCCGUAUAUAGCAGUAUCCUAGGUCUACUCCCUUUCUCUCCCUCUUCUUUCUAUCGGACUUUGUCUCUGUCUGCAAUGCAGAAAUCUGUUUUUGGGAACUCAACCCUGAUGUAGGUUCUUAGUGAAGAUUGUCAUUGAAUUCCUCGGCAAUCCCAAUGAAAUGAUGGGUUUUGGCAAGUUCCUCAACUGUAUUUUAAUCUUGUAAGCUGUGCUGGAUAGUCAUGUCUUGAACCUUCUUUGGGUUUCUGGGCUCUUAACAUUCAGCCUCCUAGUUCUGCUGUUUCAA
This is a messenger RNA of Physcomitrium patens, 2753 nucleotides long. Its product is annotated as E3 ubiquitin-protein ligase SINAT3. Gene Ontology annotation, molecular function: zinc ion binding; ubiquitin protein ligase activity; protein binding. Gene Ontology annotation, cellular component: cytoplasm. Gene Ontology annotation, biological process: multicellular organism development; ubiquitin-dependent protein catabolic process. The record is from RefSeq and is a predicted model, not a curated record. Lineage: Eukaryota; Viridiplantae; Streptophyta; Bryopsida; Funariales; Funariaceae.